Oryzias latipes (Japanese medaka) is the source of this 7305-nucleotide messenger RNA. It is a transcript of the gene map3k15, whose product is annotated as mitogen-activated protein kinase kinase kinase 15. NCBI's taxonomy places the organism in Eukaryota, Metazoa, Chordata, Actinopteri, Beloniformes, Adrianichthyidae. The record is from RefSeq and is a predicted model, not a curated record. Gene Ontology annotation, biological process: cellular response to stress; protein phosphorylation; MAPK cascade. Gene Ontology annotation, molecular function: ATP binding; MAP kinase kinase kinase activity.
UAUUUGUAGGUUUGGAUCUUUUUUCUCUCUUAUGUGAAUCACAAAUCUGUCUUUAAAUGGAACAAACUGACCACAAAAACAACAAUUAAUUUUUUACUGUUUUUAAUUGAUUGAAUUUUCUUUACUCAGAUCUUCUAUGUUGUGAUCAGAGUCCCGAAUAUUAAAAUGGGAACCUGUGCAGACUCCAUCAACAGUGGAAUGACUUUCAAAAAAGUUCAACAUGAAGUGCGUGGACCUGAUCACGCAGGUCUGCGGAGGGUUUUGGUGGGUUUUCUGCGGCCCCUGGCGUGUCGUGAACCCUCUCCUGUUUCACCUCCUCCAACACAACACACCUGGAAAGUUUAACAAAAAACGGAAAGUAGGAAAACCCGGUGACCACAGAACGGCUGCGCAUAACGGACAGAGGGGACUUUUAGAUUUAGACUACCGGAAAACGUGUCGGACUGGUUAUCUGCCGUUAGAAAACGUUAAACCGGACUAAACUGUGGCAAAACCCAACAGUUUCACUUUUGGAUUCAACCCCCUCCCUCCCAGCGCGCGAUCCAAUGAGAUCCAGUCCGCGCACGCGGGCGUAUUGGUGCGAGAUAAUAAUCCCAGCUGAUGUGGGUUAAUGAGGCGAAUACGCGGCGGGACGAACUCAGACGGCGCGCGCGCGUCCAGUGAGGAGUCGCAGGAGCUGUCGGGAUAAGGCUGCUGAGACGAGGACCAGCAGCCGGUAAAUACCCAGAGUAACACCCCAUGGAGACGGGCCAGAGCGCGCAGGGCACUGACAUGGUCGGGGAGCACUCCCUGGAGCGGGCGGACGUGUGCAGCCCGGCGCCCCCGGCCCGGCAGCGCUCCCUGCGCGUGGUGUACGUCCUGAACGACGGGCUGAAGGCGGUGAUGGCCAGCAGUCCCGAGUCCGGCGCGCUGCAGAGCCUGCAGCGCGCGUGCGACGCGGAAAGCGCGCUGCUCACCACCGUCACCUUCGGCAGGCUGGACUUCGGAGAAACGUCGGUGCUGGACUCGUUUUACGAUGCAGACAUUGCUGUUGUGGACAUGAGCGACGUGUUUCGCCAGCCAUCCCUGUUUUAUCACCUGGGUGUGAGGGAAAGCUUUGACAUGGCCAACAACGUUAUCCUGUACCAUGACACCGACCCCGACACUGCCCAGUCUCUGAAGGACAUGGUGGCUCAGAAAAACACAGCUGCUCGCCCCCCAGCAUUAGGGUUUCCCUGGGUUCAGUUGCCUCCAGAAUAUAGGGGCUCUGGACUACGAAACAAAGCAUCCAGCGGGAACUACUACUUCAUCCCCUACAUAGUGACCCCCAGCCAUGAGUACAUGUGCUGUGAAAGUGAUGCACAGCGCAGGGCCAGCGAGUACAUGCAGCCAAGCUGGGACAACCUGUUAGGGCCGCUGUGCGUUCCCCUCACCGACCGGUUCACCAGCCUCCUAAAGGACAUCCAUGUGACCUCCUGUGCAUCCUUUAAAGACACUUUGCUCAAUGACAUAAGAAAAGCCAGGGAGAAAUACCAGGGAGAGGAGCUGGCAAAGGAGCUGACCCGCAUAAAGCUGAGAAUGGAUAACACUGAGGUCCUAACGCAGGAUAUUGUUAUGAACCUUCUGUUUUCCUACAGAGACAUACAGGACUAUGAUGCCAUGGUGAAGCUAGUGCAGACUCUGGAGCUGUUGCCCACUUGCGACCUGGCCACCCAGCCCAUGAUUCAGUUCCACUAUGCCUUUGCCCUCAACAGGAGGAACAGUCCUGGAGACCGAGAGCAGGCUCUGAAAGUUAUGCUCCAAGUGCUGCAGUCGUGUGAACACCCAGCGCCCGACAUGUUCUGCCUCUGUGGACGAAUCUACAAGGACAUCUUCCUCGACUCGGACUGCAAAGACACAAUCAACAGGGACAAUGCCAUACAGUGGUACAGGAAGGGGUUUGAGCUGCAACCCACCCUCUAUUCUGGCAUCAACCUGGCUGUUCUGCUCAUAGUUGCAGGACAACAAUUUGAGAACUCAAUGGAACUGAGAAAAAUAGGCGUCAGGUUGAACAGCCUGCUGGGCCGCAAAGGUUCUCUGGAGAAAAUGAACAACUACUGGGAUGUAGGGCAGUUCUUCACAGUUAGCAUGCUGGCCAGCGACAUCCCCAAAGCCACUCAGGCUGCUGAGAAGCUCUUCAAGCUGAAGCCACCUCUAUGGUAUUUGCGUUCUGUGGUUCAGAACCUGCAGUUAAUCCAGAGGUACAAGAAGCAGUCGAUGGAACAUUCUCCUCAGCGAGAGCGACUGGAUUUCUGGAUGGACAUCAUAGUUGAGGCCACACAAGGAACCACCAACAGACUGCGCUUUCCGGUGUUGAUUCUGGAGCCCACAAAAGUUUACCAGCCGUCUUACGUUUCAAUUAACAAUGAAGCAGAAGAGAUGAAUGUCUCCAUCUGGCAUGUUUCUCCUGCUGAGACGAAGGGAAUCCACGAGUGGAACUUCACUCCAAACUCCAUCAAAGGCAUCAGCAUCAGUAAGUUUGAUGAGCGCUGCUGCUUCCUCUACGUUCAUGACAACUCUGAUGACUUCCAGAUCUACUUCUCCACCGAGGAACAGUGUGGUCGGUUCUGCUCUAAAGUGAAAGAGAUGAUUUCUGACAGUACCGGGAAUGCUGUGGAGCUGGAGGGGGAGGGGGACGGAGAUACACUGGAGUACGAAUAUGACACUAAUGAGACAGGGGACAGGGUGGUGCUGGGGAGGGGUACCUAUGGAGUGGUUUACGCGGGGCGGGACCUGAGCAACCAGGUCCGGAUCGCCAUCAAAGAGAUUCCGGAAAGAGACAGCAGGUAUUCACAGCCACUUCAUGAAGAAAUCGCUCUCCAUAAGUACCUGAAGCACAGGAACAUCGUUCAAUAUUUGGGUUCUAUUUCUGAGAACGGGUUCAUCAAAAUCUUUAUGGAACAAGUGCCUGGAGGAAGCCUGUCUGCACUGCUGCGUUCAAAAUGGGGCCCAUUGAAGGAGGCCACAAUCAUCUUUUACACCAGACAGAUCCUGGAGGGCCUGCGGUACCUUCACGAGAACCAGAUCGUCCACAGAGACAUUAAGGGUGAUAAUGUUUUGGUGAACACCUAUAGCGGCGUCUUAAAGAUCUCUGACUUUGGAACCUCCAAACGUCUUGCUGGAGUGAACCCCUGCACGGAAACUUUCACAGGUACUUUGCAGUACAUGGCUCCUGAAAUAAUUGACAAGGGCCCUCGGGGCUACGGAGCCCCAGCUGACAUCUGGUCUCUUGGCUGUACCAUUAUUGAAAUGGCUACUGGGAAACCUCCUUUCCAUGAGCUCGGGGAACCACAGGCUGCUAUGUUUAAGGUUGGCAUGUUUAAGAUCCAUCCGGAAAUCCCAGAGUCUUUGUCCUUGGAAGCAAAGUCUUUCAUUCUUCGCUGUUUUGAGCCAGAUCCUAACAAGAGGCCCAUCACCACAGAUUUGCUCAAAGAUCCUUUUAUCAGACACAACGCCAAAGGCAAGAAGAGUAAGAUCGCCUUCAAGUCAUCAGACUACAUCCAUAAUUCGUCUGUGCCGGUGCAGCUGCAGGGCGAAGCAGCCGGCAGCAGCAGCAGCGAACACGGCUCUGUCAGCCCAGACUGCGACUCCAAACAAGACAUUUUCUUUGACAAGAAGAGAAGCUCCGGAUCAGAGAACAGUCUCAAAUCCAGCAGCUCUAAUUACCUGAGCGUUCCAUCGGAGACCUCUGUGUCAGAGGAUUGCAGUGCCCCGCCCUCUCCUGAUGACAGGGACGGCGGUCUGUUCCUGCUGAAAAAGGACAGUGAGAGACGGGCCAUCCUUUACAAGGUUCUCAAUGAGGACCAAGAAAAGGUCAUUUCUAAUCUCAGAGAAAAUCACAUCCAGGGCAGUGAGGAGCUGCAGCUCUCUGCCGACCACAUCAAGCAGAUCAUCUGCAUCCUUCGGGACUUCAUCCACUCUCCUGAGAGACGUGUCAUGGCAGCCACCAUCUCCAAACUCAAGCUGGACCUGGACUUUGACUCGACCUCCAUCAACCAGAUCCAGCUGGUCCUGUUUGGCUUCCAGGACUCGGUUAACAAGGUUCUACGGAAUCAUCACAUUAAACCUCACUGGAUGUUUGCCAUGGACAACAUCAUCCGUCGAGCUGUGCAGGCUGCCAUCACCAUCCUGAUACCAGAACUGCAGACCCACUUUGGGCCAGCCUCAGAGUGUGAGGGGGCAGAGAAGGAAGAUGAGGUGGACGAGGAGGAGUCAGACUUUUGUCCUGUUUUAACCUCAAACUCUGAUGACCCGGUGGUUACGGUUGAACCCGUUCACUCUAUCACCGUCCCUUUAAACAUCGCUCAUUCCCAGGAGCAUCAUCGAUCUCAAAACCAGCUGGGAACCCAGCUGGGUCGACUGAAACAGGAGACCAGCAGACUCCUGGAGGAGCUGCUGCAAAAGGAGCGGGAGUACCAGCAGGUCCUGAAGACCACACUGCAGCAGAGGACUCACGACCUGGAGUUGAUCCGACUCAGACACAGACCACCUAACAUUGCCCCCCCCUCCAUCCAUCACACCCCAGCAGACCAUGAGCCAGACAAACGGCUGACUGACUGGCUGAAAGAGCAGGGAGCGGAUCCAAGCACUAUAGAGAAGUUUGUCGUUGAGGAAUACACACUGACUGACAUUCUGAAUGAUGUUAGCAAAGAUGACCUGCGCUGCCUGCAUCUACGCGGGGGGGUCCUUUGCCGGAUCUGGCGAGCUAUCCAGCGGCACAGAGAGCGAGGGAGGCUGGUGGGCGACAAACACUCCAAAGAUGAUGCAUGAGUACAACUGCAGCAGACAUUGCAGAAAACAUGCACACCUCAGGACAUUACCAGCUCUGCAUGGUCUGUUUUCUGUUCACGGUACCUUUUCAUGUUGUGGCCUCUGUUUAAAGCACAAGUUCUGGACUGCCUGACUGCAGUUCGUAUUAAGCAGACCAAAGUGUUUUAGUGCAGGCACUACUACUGUGUAUUAUAUUGUGCAACAAUACAUCAUCAAUCCAAAGACAAUUCUACUCCAAGCCCAACACGCCAUGCAAAGGAGCAUUUUCUCAGUCAGUUAUAUUUUUGGACAUUUAUUGUAUUCAUCUGUCUGGCUUCUAUAUGCUUGGCUGGGAUUUGUUGUUGGAAUAAUUCACUCUUACACUUUCAAAGUAUGGAAGAUAUGAAGGCAAUGAAAAUGGGGGUGCUCAAAGUGCAGAUGUCCAUUUAGAAUUUUCUUCAUUGGGAAGAAAAAAGUUAACUGUAGGCUUAAUUUUGAUCAUCAUCACAAGUAGACCUUUAUGGUCUGUAGAACCAAAUCCAAGGCCCGCUUUCAAACAUAGGUGUUGGUACGUUAGAACCAGCAGCUUCACUUAUGUAGUCGCGUGACGUUGUCCUCAAAAAGGUUGAACAUGUUUUCCGCUUAGCAUUACAGCAUUAAGUAGAACAUGAGCAUCAGCUAGGUCUUUUGGAAGGAGGAAAUGAGGACAUUUGAGCACAGAAAUGAGACGGAGGAAAACCCCAAAUCACCCUAACAGGAAGCAGAGCAGUGCACAGAACAAGUGGAAUAAAUCAUCCUGUGUCAAAAUGAGCAGACCUGUAUUGUUUAGCCCUCGGGGGGGAUUUUAAUCUCAUCUCUGUAUGAGAUUCUCGUCUGAGAAUCAAUCGGGCAUAUCUGUCUGGUCAGCAGAAGCUCUCUGCUUUAUCGGUUUAAGCCAUGUUGGUAGCAGACAUUCUGCAGGCUGCAGGUCGUAGUGAACACUUCUGUAAGGGAGAAGUAGGUGAGACGCAGGCGUGUUGUUUUUUUCACAGAUUUAUUUUACUUUUUGAACCCCCCAAAUCCUGCAGACUGUUCACAAAAGCCUGUUGGUGAUGUUCGCACUACUCGUGCACACUCUGUACGUGCAGCAUUUGUGCGGUCAGUAAGGAACCAGUAUUCACAAGUUACUAACGACUAGAGCGUGGCGUAAGGAUGCCCUAUGACAGCAUCACCCAUAUGUCAUAAGUGUGUGUAACUUCCAUUAUCCUUACGAAUACUUAACGAUACACGUAUAACACACACCACAAUGGUACGUUCCAUUUUCCUGAUGUCCCUUGAGGUGGCCGUACGAGCCUCAAGGGAACUGCAAGACACACCUGAGCUCGCCUGAGGAUGCAUCUGCUCCUCUUUACAACUGUCCACGAACCCAAAAACCCACAGAACCUGUACAGGGGUUGAGCUGGUACAUGUGACUAAAGCUUUCUGUGCACAUUCUCCCACAAGUUGAGUGGGUCUUGCAAAACCUAAAAGUGUGAGUCAAACUGUGCCACAAAGGGCUCCUGCUUUGGACGUGCUGGUACCUCAUGAAAGCAGCUGCAUCACUUUGGUGGAUCUGCUACAGCUUUGAUUCUCUUUCAGUUGUGCUUAAAUGUUUGUGUGGACUCACAAAAGAUUAGGUUUCCUGAUUAUCUUUUGAUGCUAACAUUAGCUACGUUCACUAGUGUUGGGACAAAUCACAUGAAAUGCCAACAUGGAAGAUCAAGAUCAAAGAUUUGUCUUCUUUCCAUGCCGCUCCUUUUCGUGACAGUUUAGACCUUUUAGUGCUUUGAGCUCAGUCAACAUUCUUUCCAUCUUUUACCUGCUACCAUCAUACCUCCAUAGCCUGACUUUGGGGAGGAGCAACUUUCCCAGGAGUUAAAAACAAAAACUACUGUUUUUAAUCCACAAAAGAUAUGGGCACUUCAUCCACUCUGACCCAAGAAAACAGGAUAAAGAAUUGUGUACAAUUAGGAGAGGGACUAACCACCAAGUUAUUUCAAGAUUUGCUAAGUUUCAUUUGCAUCUCAUAGUUUAAAAAUGCAAUUCAAACCUGAUUAUUUAAACUUAACGUAUAACAAGCUUUUUUAGAAAACAAUAAACUAUCCAUAUUUUUAUGUUGAUGUGUUUGUCAUGUGUAAAAACCAAAAUGCUUUAAAGAAAUUUAAAAAAAUACAAUGGUUCACUAUUCUGCUAAAACUUGUGUAACAGAACUUCUAUCUUAUAUGAAAAAGUAACUUGAUGAGGUCAAAUCAUGUAAACCCAAAGCUAGUUAACAGAUCUGACCCUAGAUCAGAAAAACAUGUGACUUGCCUUUAUUGUUAUCAUUCUAUCCUAAAUCUUAAAGCAAAAGUGAGUUCAAAUCUGCUCACUACUGCCUUCACAUUUGUACUGAUGUAUUAAUUGGCUGCAGCUUCUGUUUUUCUUGGUGUGCAUUUGUUUUUUAAGUUCUUUUCUCUUUUUUAUUCCAGCUCCUUUUGUUAUUUGUCAGCUCUAUAACAGCAAUAAACUUUGCAUCGUAAA